Messenger RNA from Danio aesculapii, 8863 nucleotides. RefSeq names its product lectin, galactoside-binding-like b (gene lgalslb). Gene Ontology annotation, molecular function: carbohydrate binding. The transcript is spliced from 5 exons. Lineage: Eukaryota; Metazoa; Chordata; Actinopteri; Cypriniformes; Danionidae. The record is from RefSeq and is a predicted model, not a curated record. The coding region runs from base 209 to 751 and encodes 180 amino acids.
ACGUCUCCACCCGUACCGUAAUCCGCGCGUCAGCAUAUUUCUUUCACGCGUGGACACAAUAAGAGUCGUUUCUUAUUUCUUGUCGAAGAUUUCCGAUUUCUCUUCUUGAACUUAGACACCUUGCAGCUCCCUGUCCAGUCUGCCACGACACUGACAGAUUCCUGGGCUGGACCGCCUUUGAUAAGCAUCCUAUGGUAUUUUGUUCAAGAUGGCGGUGGCGAGCAUGGAAAAGGACGCGAUAAACACAGAAGAUGAUCUUAAUCUUAACAUCUCGUUUGGAGAUGCUGGGCUCAUUUCUCCUGACAAAGAAGACAUCUCUCGCAUCCUGACAGUUCCAUUCAGUGGACGAAUAAGAGGUGGGAUGAGGCCUGGGAAGAAGAUCAUCAUAAUGGGCAUUGUUGAUCCAGAGCCAGACAGCUUUGACAUCAGUUUAACCUGUGGCCACAGUGAGGAGAAAGGGGAUGAAAAGCUCGCUGAUGUGGCCCUUAAACUCAGUGCUCGAUUCACUGAAAGGCAGUUCUUGAGGAACGCACGGGUUUCUGGGAAAUGGAGUGAGGAGGAGGCACCCAUAGCUUACUUCCCCUUCAUCCCGGACCAGCCUUUUAGGAUUGAGAUCCAUUGUGAGCACCAGCGCUUUAGGAUCUUUGUGGACGGACACCAGCUGUUUGACUUUUAUCACAAAGUAAAGUCUUUGCAGGCCAUUAAUAUGAUCCGGAUAGAUGGGAGUCUUCAGAUCACCAAACUGGGUUAACCAAGCACAUGUGAGCAACACGUCAAAUAUGGACUUCUCACAGGUUUGCCACAGGCACUGAUGGCCUCUGGGCCGCCGCUCACACAAAGACAUCAACAACAUCUGCAUUUCCACUUUCAUCCUUUAACCUCUCAUUAUAAUGGUUUCUGAGUAUUGUAUCAUAACAGGUUGGUGAGUGGUUGCAGUAUCAGAUGUGUGUCCCAGUUUUCCAGUGUCUUUGCUUCACGUUGUAGCUGGUUUGAUUAGCUUCUGUCAUUUUCUUUCAGGGAUCGCACACUUCGAUAUGCAUUCUGUGGCAGUACCACACGCCACUGGCAUUAAGCUGCUUUCAGUAGACACUGCCAAUGAAUUUGUAACGGUGUAGUUUGAAAAUGAUUCAAAACUCAGGAAAUCGGACUUUGCUUCGUUUUGUUCUGAAGACAAAUUUGCUUUAAAUAUUCUUUGAUAUCUUGACAUGCUUUGGCUGCUAGAAUGUAGAAGCUUAGAUUCAGUAUUUGCCAUUCCAACAGGGUUUAAUUUAUUUGGGUUAUUUAAUCUUAAAGGGAUGUUCUCCCAAAAUGACAAUUGUCAUCAUUUACUCAUCUUCAUGUUCCAAACCAUUUUUGUUGCUCUUCGGAGCUAGGGUUGCACAAUUAAUCACAAUUAAUGUUUUUUUGUUCUUGCACAUUUUGUCAGUAAAUCCAGUUCUGUGAUCAGUAGUAAAUCUCCAGCAUGUGCUUUCAGAUGGUGUAGCAUUUAUUACACAGAGUCACAGUUGACGAACUAUGAAAAAUUUGAGAAUAAAAUUGAAGAAAUAGCAUCUGUUUGUGAUAUACGGCUCUGUGUAGUUAAUGAUGCUACAUCGAAACGCGUUUGAAAAUGCCUCAUUUAAUAAAAGAUUUGUACUCCCAACUCGCAUCAUAACUUCAGUCAAGUGUUUUAAAUAAGAUGAUGUGGCUUCUAACACCGAAUAAGACACUCAAGAUAUUUCAAAGCAUUCUAAGCAGUGAUGAAGUCAUGUACUUCAUGAUUUUUCUUAGUUCUUAUAAUUUUCAUCGUAUUUGUGUGAUUAGUCAUGUUGAGACAGUGAAAGCAGUUACAGUAAAUCUUCUGUUUAUUCUGCAACCGCUAUAGUAAAAUCCUGGGUGGGUGGUUUCUUCGUUGGUGUUUGGAGUUUCUGCAUAAGAUCGCUCUCUGGCCUUCAGAGGAGAUUUACUACUGGUCACAGAACUGUUCUUUGCCGACAAGAUGAGCAUGACUAACACAGUUUUUUUUCACCAUUUUGACUCAUCGUGCAGCCCUGUUCGGAACACAAUUUAAUAUUAUUUAGAAUCAAAUCUGCCAGCACUAGUUAUUUUCACUUCAAAGGUCCAGAAAAAUGAAUUGUCGAAGUAUACUGCUACUGUUUGUCGUCUACUCUAUAGGGUCUUGAGGAUGUUAAUGAUUGAUUCAUUGAGUGAAUGGAUCAUUGAAUCAUCGGCAAUUCAUUUGGGAGCAAAAUGCUGCAAUGCUGCUCUAUAAAAGCACUGAUUCAGUGAUGUUUUCACUGCAUUUCUGGACUUUCCAACUGGAAGUUGUCUAACCCAGUGUUUCUCAACUACGUUCAUGGAGGACCACCAACUAGGGCUGCAUGAUUCUGGCUAAAAUUUUUUUUUUUUUGCCUAAAAUUAAGAUCACGAUUUUCUCACGAUUCUGUAGAUGUAAAAUAUAGGUUUAUAUGAGUAGGCUAUUAUUAUUGUUAAUUCUCAAACAUGUGGUAAUACAAAAAUAAUAUUAUUAGGCCUGUGUGUAGGUCUGCUCUUGGUAAAAAUGCUACAUUUGGAAUAGACAUGGAAUUUGAACAGACUAAAUAUGUCCUGUUUGCUUAUUCACAGUAAUGUGACAUCAGAAUACAACUAUACUAAUUCUAAAGUUGAAUUACUAUGUUUGAGACAUAUGCUUGUCAUUUGCCAUUGACUGCAUUAUUAGACCAUUUUUUUCACUGGUAAAAUGAGACAUUUGUCAUCAUCAGAUUCCCUCCUGCAUUAUAUUCAACAUUAUGUAGGCUAGAAUAGUUCUACUGACCCAGUAAAUAUUUGUUUUCAUGCACAACACUGUGUUUGCUAUGAAAGAGAAAACAUAUCAAGUGAUUGUCGUAAUUAAUAUAACUCUAAAAUGUGAUCGUUUAAAUGAUGUGCGCGCCUGUUGCACUUUCACUGCUGCUUGCGUUCAUGUCAUGAGGAAAAAAAAACAUGCAUGCAAAUCAAACUUCCUACGCGGCUCUCAAACGAUCAGUUUCUCAAACGAAACUGAAUGUUAUUUACAACUUUAUUAGAUGUUAUUCAAAGCCUAUGCAGGUUCUGUUCACCAAAGUAGACAUGGCGGGCACGCGCGCAUCCUCUCUGUGGUAAACAAACAGUGCAUCAGCUAACGUGUGAUUUUGCGGCCGCGAAUACAUCAUUACAUUAAGACAGAAAUGACAUUUUUGGGUGACUUAUAACUUCUAAAUACAGUAAGUGACACUUUUAACACCAUUUGGAGGGGUCCAUGUUGCCUAGCAGCUUAUGUAAAACAAUGAAACACUGCAUGUUUUGGAUGUCUCCUUUGUCUGUCACACCCAUUACAGGUCUUUCAGUCUCUGCUAAUGAGCUGAUGAUCUGAAUCUGGUGUUUUUGGUUAAGGAGACAUGGAAAAUGUGCAGAACUGGACGCCAGGAACGUGGUUGAGAAACACUGGUCUAACCUGUCAAUGAAUGGACAAAAACCUCUAUUUAGGUGAACUAUCUGUUUUAAUUAUUGAAGUAUUUUGGUAGGAUCUUAAAAUCAUGUAGCAGUGUAUAUUGUAGGUUACACAUUAACCUGUAUCUGUUUAUUGCAACUAUUAAAUAUUGCGUGAAAUGUUGCAAUAAAUGUUGUAGAAUGUCACAUGAGGGUUAUUUAACUUAAGGUUCACCCCAAAAUAAAAAUGUUCCACUCAUGUUGUUCCAAACCCCAAAUUUUAGAGCAUUCUGUCUCUCAAUUGAACGUGUGUUUAACCACAAUUCUGUCCCUUCAUAAUGUUCAUAAAGGGAACAAACAGACAUUAAUUGAAUUUUGACAUUCACACAAACAUUGAUUUGUAAACAAAAACAGAAGCUCAACCAUACCUGCUUGAUCUGCGGGAGCAAACCACUUUGGUUCUGAUGUGCAAGAAUGAAUCUCAUUGGUUUUCAUGUCAGACAAGCCUGCUUCAUUUUCUCUGAGCAGAUUUGAAAUACAGUAAUACAUUUUGAACUGAUCAGUGUUUCUAUGUGAACAAAGUCUUUAAAAAAAUAGGAUUAAUACACUCAACUUGAUUAAAACAAUCUUCAUUUUUGUUCCAAAGAUGAAUAAAAUUCUUGAGGUUUGGAACGGGUGUAGAUGAUGACAUCAUUUUUAUUUUGGGAUAAACAAACUGUUUAAAGCUGGAAGCUGUUUUAAAAGUGAAACUGAUUAUUUGGUCAUCUGUUGCAGGUCAGCACCGAAUUUUAAGUACUACAGUAUAAUGUCAAAUCCUGGUGAACCAAGCCAGCAAACCAUUACUUUUGGACACAGAUAUUCCUUUAGAUCUGUUUUCUUUGAGCAGUGACCCCUGUGCGAAAUAAUAACUGCUCAUCUGUUUACGCUAUUAUAAGCCCCUAGAAAAAGCUGAAGGAGCUGAAAUAACAGGGCUGAAUUGUUUCUUGAAUGUACGACCAUCCACUUAUAGGCUUCGUAAUAGAUUAGCAGUGGAUGUAAAAAAAACUAUUACUUCCUUUUCGUUCUUACUAUACUCUGAAUAUAAACACACAGUCAGGGGUCGACAUACUUCCUGUGUUCACACGUGUUUACUCGGAAACUGCCCAAAACACCCUUUCAGUAUUAUUGCUUCAAAUUUCAUUACAAGAUCCAAAAAGCACUACUUUCAUUUGCUUAAUUGUACAGUGCUCAAAAGUUUGGGCUUGGUAAAAUGUUAUUAUUACAAUAUAAAAUAUACUUUUUUCAAGAUUCUUUGAUGCAUUUGUUUGAAAUAGAAAUCUUUUAAAGUCUUGACUGAUAGUUCUGAUCAGCUUAAAACAGUCAUUCUUGCUAAAUUAUUGAAUUUUCUUUCUGACCCCAAGUUUUUGAAUGAUAGUGUUUGUAUUAUUAUAGUCUCAUCAGUUUUUGUGUUGAUGAAUGUGGCCUGAACUGUAGCAAAGAAGGCGACUGUGCUUCUCAUCAGUCAGUAUUAUAUUCAGUAUUAUGGUCAGUAUUGUAUUAUUUUAUAGUUAUACUAACUCUGCUUUAGUGUCCUGGAACACAUGAAAACAGAAGAGGUGAAAAGAUGUUACUAACAAAUGGCUGAAUGGCCAAAUUUACUGGUUAAAUCUGAUAGGAUGAAAUAUUACCAUUUUAAAUCAGAGAUUGCUUGACAACAUUCAAAAAACAUCUGCUCACAUUAGUGUUUACCCAGCCGUGCAAUAGGAAACUGCUUCUUAAUCCGUUAAGAUACUCCUGAUAAAACUCUAGCUUGAAUAAAAUAUUGGACCUCUCAUGAAAAGGAAAAUGGCCUGUUUACAUCAAGGAUGAUAAUGAGUAUGAGUCAGCAAGUGUAAUGAUAUCUAAUGAAAUCAUUUUCAGAUAGGGCGGGUGUGUGAUGUUGAAUAAUAACAUAAAUAAUAAUAUAAAUUUUACAUUUAACACCCGUUUUUGUUUAUUUAAUAAAUAUUGGUGUCAGAUGAUUUGUUUGUACGAUAUUGCAGCGUGUGUUUUGUGCUGGUAUGCCAAGUAAAUAAAUAUGAUGCUAAUGGUUUGUUUUCAAUGAGCAGUACAGUUUAAUAUAGUACAGUUCGCACUGUUUCCAUUGUCAGACAUUGUGAAUGUACCAAAAUUGCAGACUAACUUUUGGUGUCUUUCUAUUGGUGUGUCUAGCACUCAAUGCAGAUCAUUGAUUGGUUGACUGCGUGUGCUCUAAAAGCCAUCAAUAUUUAAACGACACACACACAUUGUUGGUUUUUGGCUUCUUCAUCCUUCAAUUGCUAUUUUCCAGCAUAUAUCAAACUUAUGAAGUAAGUUUAAUUGCUAAGUUCAGGCAUAACACCAGACCUGUUAAGUCCCGUUAGCAGUGGAAAUGUGAGCUGGACAAGGAUUUAAUGUCCUGAAUCCUACUGUACUGGACUAACCUGGGAUUUUCUUUGGAAAUGAGUAUGUGACCGCAAAGUUUUGAGUCCUUUUUAUUCACAAAUUCUCUCCCAUAGCCUCAUGGGAUAAUAGUUUAUCCAUCAGACCCAAAAUUCUGAAUUUCUCAGUAUAUAGUAAACCACCUGGGUGCUUCUUGCUUUAGAUGUACCAGAAGUUCUCACCAACUGUUCACACACAGUUCCUCAUCUACUGGAAGUGAUGUUAGUGAGGCCAGCUGAGGGUGCUUAACCUGCGGUCCUAAUGCCCCAGUAAAGCGAAGGAGACACCAUAUUGUCCGUGGGCACCGUAUUUUGGAUGAGACGUUACACCGAGGUCCUGACUCUUGUGGUCAUUAAAAAUGGCACUUCUCUUAAAGAGUAGGGGUGUAACCCUGGUGUCCUGGCCAAAUUCCCUCCAUCAGUCCUUACCAUCUCGGCCUCCCAAUAAUCCCCAACCACCGCAUUGGCUCUAUCACUGUCUCUCCACUCCACCAAUAGCUGGUGUAUGGUGAGCGCACGGGCGAUGUUGUCCUGUGGUUGCCAUCACAUUAUCCAAGUGGAAGCUGCACACUGGUGGUGGUGUGGAGAGACCCCCCUCAUGAAUGUGAAGUCUUGGGUGUAUGGCCAUACACCAAAAAUGCAUUGUAUAAAUACACAUUACAUCACUGUGCUGAAUGAAAGAAGGCUUAUUCAGAGUUAAAACUUGUGUUGAUUAAGGAUUCAUUGAGUAAAUAGAUCAUUAAAUCAUUGACCCACUCAAAAAUGAUUGGUUUAGGAACAAAACACUGCACUGCUCGGCUGGUUUGGAACCAUUUUACUGUCACAGAAAAAACACAGUAUUGUUUCUUAAGUAUUUCUAAAAAACUUCUUGCUUGUUAAAGUGUUGUAUGAAAUUAAUAUCACAUUUGCAAUCAUGUCCUGAUUUGAUGGUGAUUAAAAAAAAACUCAUCCAGGAAUAUGUUUCCUUCAUAACUUAUAAAUUAUAGGGGUUUUUUAUUUAAAAAAAAGAUUUCUCAAAAGUUUUUGUAAUCAUGCGAAGAAUGCCUUUGGACUCAAGUGCUUUUGUUUCCACUGGAUCAUUGUUAAAAUGCCAAUUCUCAUAUUUCAAGUAAUGAAACACCCCUACUUAUCAUUUAUUCAUUUUUGCAGAGUCGAUGAAAAUAAAAACAUUGACAGCCAACCGGAAUCUAGUCUGCUUUAAAAACAGAUCAAGUUUUUAAAAGGAUAGUUCACCCAAAAAUGACACAUUAAUCCUCACUGUUUAUUUCUCCGCUAUUUACUGACACUCAAGUGGUUCUUUAGGAAUUUCUUUCAUCUGUUGAACAUAAAACAAGGUAUUUUGAAGAAAGUCACUGCCUGUUUUUUCCAACAUUCUCCAGUUCAUCAUCCUUUGUGUUAAACCAAAGAAAGAAACUCAAACAAGUUUGGAACAAGAGUAAAUGAUGACAGAAAUUUCGUUUUGUGGGUCUUAAACUAUCUCCUUAAAGUGGCAGACUCUCUUAAAACUGACUUACAUUUGCAAAGCCACAGCUUACAGUUCUCAUUCUUGAUGAAAACAGACCUUUUAUACUAUGAAUAUGUUUUCCAUUUUUCUCAGCUGGUGUUUAUGAAUCACAAACUUCACAAAGUAUAUGAAUUGGUACUGCAACAAGCAAUAUGGUCCUUGGCCACAUUCUCAUCUGACAUUUCCUGGCAAACACUUUAAUAUGAAACAUUACGCUAUUAAUCAUCUGGACCAGUAUGCUACGCUUAACAGUAUUUCUAACUGCUAAAUCUGUGAUAUGCCACUUGCUUCAUUCUGUCUUGUGCUAUAUAUGCAUUUUAAUGUUGAGCAUCGUUUAGUCUCUGAACAGUGUGUGUGGAUAAUUGAAACACGGGGAGGGAGAAUCUGUGCAGAAAUAACCUGAUAUUAAACAUCUACAGUACGAAUGUCAAGUGUCGAAUACUGUAAGAAAUUCUGCUCAUGCGUUUGACGCUGUUAUCCAAAGUGACAGUGCAUUUAUCUGAAUGAUUGCUCCCUAUGAUCCUAGUAAUAAUCCCACUUACCAGUUCUAAUGCUUCCGUUUUCAUUUGUAUUGUAUGUAAAUUAAACAGCAUCUCAAUCUGGUUCACAUAUAUGAGGUUUUUAAAUGAAUGUCCCGGUUGACGACUAUUGAUAUAAAGCCUUUGAACUUUUGGAUGUACAUAUACUAAACGGCCUCCGUGUGCUUCGUUUUUAUAGAUACCUAUUUGUUUUGCUACUGCAAUAAUGUGUCGACACUAAAGAGAGUGUUUGAUAGUGUAUGUGAUAUUUAUUCUGAGUUUCCAGUUCAUCAACACUUUAGUUGAUUUCUUUACUCAGUGUAGCAUGAUACUUUUCUUUCUUUUCUUUUUUUUUAGAGCCCAAUAAAUCGUUUCUUUUCUUUUCUUUUUAUUUUUCUAGUAUUUCAAUGUAAGUGUUUCUCUCCACAGCUAGUUUGUAAUGUUUGACAUAGUUGUACAAUCAAUUUAAAUUGGUUUAGUGAGUUUUGAGAGAUGUGCCUAUUGAAAUAUUGCUGUUUGGAAUCUUAAAUUAAAUUCUCAUGAACAGACUUUUAAGUUGCACUUUUUUUUGUAAUGCACCGUUCUUUGUCUUGUUUUCAGUAAGUGUUGUAAUUGAAAUCAAAUAAAAUGAUCAAAUUUUCCAAGGCAUUACAUGUUUGCAAAUUCCUCUGUAAAUCUGAUGACAUUCAUGUGGUGCAAUUGAAGAAUAGCAGUUGUGUGAGGAAAACAAAGGGAUUGUUUGGAUGAAAAUGUGCAUUACAAUUGUCUGAAUGUACACCGACUGUAUCCCCAAAAUGAUUAAUAGCGCUUUGACAUCGUCAUCAGUAUUUGCAUUUCAAACUUGAUAUGUUAACGCAUUAUUGUGUUUUGGUUUUACAUGCAAGAUUUAGUUGUUUCAUGAUUUUUGUAAUAUCCAUGUUAAUAUCCAGUACUUUUCUAAUUGAUUUACAAACCAAUAAAACAGUCCUCAAACAGUC